AGAACCUCGUUCACCAUGACAGUUAUACGACUCAAAAACUACACUUCCCUUCCGGAUUUCUGCUGCGAAUGUUGUUAACGGAUAACUUGUGGUUUUUGGCGAUCUUGCAACUGUGGAGGAGCUUGCAAACAACACUGUGCGCAAAACACCGAGCCUUGAUUGUUGCUGAUAGACAUGUCAGACACAUCGAGUGAUGCAGAGUCCUCCUGUGGCUGGACCAUCAUCAGUAAUGAGGGUUCAGAUAUAGAGACACUGGGAUCAGAGGCAGCAGCUGAAUAUGCCACUGAGCUGUCAGAGCAACCCAGUUUGGAAGAACCACAGCUGCUUGAAUCACAAGCCUCAUCACCGGCUGCUCUGGGUGUUGAAGAAAUCUCUCUUGAUGACACACUGGGAGAGCAGACUGUUGAUGAGACCAUGUGUGGUCUUGAGGCUGGAAAUGAUGCCACAGUCAAAGAGCAUGUUUUUUCCUCGAGUGAUCACUCUGACAUUGUGACCUUGAGAGACCUGAGUGAGGGCCAGCAUGGGGAGGAGGAGGCAGCCAGCUCUGAGGAGCUGUACCUCGGCACCUCCAGUAGCAGUCAUUAUACCUUCACUGCCACAGAGACAGGUUUGUUGUUGAGUUACUGGAAACUUCACCAAACUCUGGUGAACUUGAGCCGCCGCCUGAGAUGCCAGCUCCCUGCCUUUCCAGCACAGCAGCCAGCGCUGACAAACUCCAGCAGCAGUGAAGACGAAGAUGCACGAAGCUCCAGCCCCAUUUUACGAAAGCGAAGGGUUAGGAAGAACACCACGAGCAUUGUGACCGAUCCAGAGGAGGAGGAGGUGUUGCAAGACUCACUGUUUAGUGAGCCAGAGAAGAAGGAAGAGCUGCAGCAGCAGGCUGACUGGGUGGAGGUGAGACCUAAUGCUGCUCAUGACGACCGAGAGCAAGGCUUGGAUGGGAACAUCCUUAACAAAUGCAUCCUGCUCGCCCUCAUUAUCGCUGUCAGCAUGGGCUUCGGCCACUUCUAUGGAACGGUCCAGAUUCAGGAAAGACAGAAAACCAGUGGAAUUGAGCACAUGGAUGUGAGGGAUCUACUUAAGCAGCAUGAUGGAGAUUGGCAUUUAACACAGCAGGUCCAGAGAGAUUCCCUGGAAAAGGUUCUGAAACAGACCAUGGAGGAGAGGACGGACGUCGUGUCUCAGCAGCAGCGUCUAACAGUUGAAAACCUCCAGCUGAGAAGCUCUCUGGAGCGUGAGGAAAAAUCUCUGUCCGUUUUACAGGAGGAGUUGAAAAACUUGCACUCAAAGAUUCAAGAUCUGGAGGCUAAGGGAGUGGAUUCACUGCUGUCAGAAAACCAGAGGCUGAAAGAGCAGCUGGAGGAGGGGCAGUGGAUGAUCAGAGACUUUCAGGUUCAGAGGAAAGACAUGAUGGCAGAAGCUCAUAUGCUCAGGAUGAAGCUGGACAGAGAGAGGAAGGUCACGGAGGAGCUGAGGAACGAGCUGAGUGCUCUGAGGAGUCAUGUUUCUACAUCUAACAAGGAGAGCGGGUCAGAAGCAGAAGAUUGGGAGAAACGUCUGCUGGAGCUGCAGAAGAAGCUGAGUUUCGAGCAGCAGCGCUCCGACCUGUGGGAGAGGCUGUACGUGGAAACCAAAGAGGAGAAGGCCAAAGGAGACAGAGAAUCCAAAGUAAAAAGAACCAGACAGGGAAUGGCCGGGAAAAUGAAGGAGACGGUUGAUGCUGUGAAAAACUCCACCAAAGACUUCGUCCACCACCAUAAGGAGCAGAUUAAGAAAGCCAAAGAGGCUGUGAAAGAAAACCUGCGGAAGUUUUCUGAUUCGGUCAAAUCAACAUUCAAACACUUUAAGGAUUCAGCCUCAACCUUCAUCAACAAAGCACAGAGAUUUUAUAACAAGAAGCAUGACAAAGCAAACACUGAAGAGUCAUGGCAGCAUCCAGCCCAGAAACCCCACCACCGACACAAAACAUCCUCCUCCCACAACGACAACAACACACGGAAAUCAGCCGGGAAAGUUCUCCAGGACCAAGAGAGCAACCAGAGGAGAAGCAUGAAAGGAUGCAGCGGGGUCUUUGACUGCGCCUACCAGGAGUCCACCAGCCUCUUCAACAAAGCCACGGAGCCGAUCAGAGCCGACGAGUUCAACCUGCUGCUACAGAGCUACCUGCAGCAGGAAGUGGACCACUUCUACCACUGGAACGAGCUGGGAGCCUUCAUCAACGGCUUCUUUCAUAACGGACUCUUCAUCCACGACCGCAUGCUCUUCACAGACUUCGUAAGCAAGGUUGAAAGCUACCUGGCUGACAUCCAGGACUAUCAUGGCUUAGAUGACGACAUGUUCAGGGACUUGGACGACUACAUCUACAGGCACUUCUUUGGAGAAGGAUACACCAAGAGUUCUGGCCCGCGAGGGCCGUUUCCAAGGCCCGACACAGACUCAAAGGAAGACUGGAGAGCAAGGCAUCAGCAGAGGAAACAGCCGAGGGGCAGAUCUCGUCCUCACUGUUCUCGCAAGAUGAGCCGAUCAGGAAGAAACGCAGACAGACUCAUGGCUGAUGUGAAAAUUGAACUGGGCCCGAUGCCCUUUGACCCCAAAUACUAAAAGAAAAUCAUCAUGAAAGCUUUUUUUUUUUUUUUUGGCAAUUUUGCACAAUUCUUUUUUUCUUUUCAAGCUACUGAGCGUCCCAGCCCUGUUGUAUGUUUUAACAAUUUAAAGGUUUUAAUGGACGAUGCGGGACUUUCCUGCUUUAAGUUAACUCUUGGAUUGUUUCCAUGCCUAUUGAAAAAAUAUAAAAUAAAUGUAAUUUAAAUCAAUACUUGAGCUAAUCAUCCACCUGUUGCCAUGCUAAACUCAAUCCAAGAGGUUUAGCUUGUAGGUGUAUGAAGGUUUUCUUUGACCAGUUUGUGACGUGAGUGACUUUAGAGUUCAGCUGUUUUCUAACAUUCCACCUCGUGUCUCGUUUCAACUGGAGCCUUUGUUUUAUUUCAGCUUAAACAUCUCUUUAAAAAAAGACUGGAAUAUAACUUCUUAGUUAAACUGUAGAUGGAAAUAAAAUGUUAAAAAAGUAAAUAUUAAAUUUAAAAUAUUUAUUAUAGGAGCAAACCGUUACAUUGUCACAGAAUAUUUUCAUCAUUGGUGUUUGUUUCUGCUGCUUUGUCAGUGCCUUUCAUAAAUAAAUAUGUUUCCUCCAAGUCUUCCCUCUGGAA
Molecule: messenger RNA, 3206 nt
Organism: Cyprinodon tularosa
Lineage: Eukaryota; Metazoa; Chordata; Actinopteri; Cyprinodontiformes; Cyprinodontidae
Gene: ccpg1
Product: cell cycle progression 1
Exons: 10
Coding region: 175-2601 (808 amino acids)
Cellular component (GO): membrane
Source: RefSeq, a predicted model, not a curated record